AUGAGUGCACGCACACCGCCGAUUACUGUGUCGCCUCCGCAAAGACUCCCUGGCCACAGCAUGACCUACGCAACCGCCGCGCCCGCCACCGCUGGUGGAAAUGCAAACUCGCCGCCUGUCUGCCAGAACUGCACGACGAGCACCACACCGCUCUGGCGACGCGAUGAGUCCGGUUCCGUGCUGUGCAAUGCCUGCGGCCUCUUCUUGAAGCUGCACGGUCGUCCGCGGCCCAUCUCCCUCAAGACCGAUGUUAUCAAAAGUCGAAACAGGGUCAAGACGGGCGGGCCUGGCGCUCGCAAGAAGCCUGGUGAGAUGAACGGUCUCCCUGCCGCGCACCCCGACGCCGAUGCCUUCCAGGGUCUCGCGCAGCACCGUCGUGCAUCCGGCAAGAUCUCCUCGGGCAUGUCCGAUCGAUCACAUUCGCCAAUCUCGCGCACUGGCACUCCCGGCUUCCCCCACCCAUCCAACAUCGCUCCCCAGCACAUGUUUGACGGUGCUCUACAUGGCGAUUUCCACUCGCCUUCUUUGCCCAACUUUGGCUUCCGGCAACCCUCUCCCGGUGCCAUGUCCCUGUCGAACGGCUCUCAUAUGGAAGCUCCACCGCCAUAUGACACGCUAGCAGCGCAAAAUACUGCCCUGAAGACGCGCGUAUCCGAACUGGAACUCGUUAACGACCUGUUCCGGGGGCGUGUCACUGAAUUGGAGUCAAGCGAGCAAGCUGCACGAGAACGGGAGUCGCAGAUAAGGACCGAGCUGGAGGAGGCCAAGCAGCGGGAAGCGGACCUGAAAAGGCGGUUGGACGAGCUAGAAGGCGAGGGUGCUGAGGGCCCGCGGCACAAGAAAAUGCGUCUUAGCGACCUUGUUGACGAGAGCCGUGCCGGCUCUCCGAUCAGCUCUCUGACGGAGUGA
Paraphaeosphaeria sporulosa is the source of this 909-nucleotide messenger RNA. RefSeq names its product GATA type zinc finger protein Asd4. The transcript has 4 exons. Lineage: Eukaryota; Fungi; Ascomycota; Dothideomycetes; Pleosporales; Didymosphaeriaceae. The record is from RefSeq and is a predicted model, not a curated record. Bases 1 to 909 code for a protein of 302 amino acids. Gene Ontology annotation, biological process: negative regulation of transcription by RNA polymerase II; positive regulation of transcription by RNA polymerase II. Gene Ontology annotation, molecular function: DNA-binding transcription factor activity, RNA polymerase II-specific; RNA polymerase II cis-regulatory region sequence-specific DNA binding; zinc ion binding.